AUGCAGAACAGGUUUCCCAUCUGCACAUCAUGUCUACAACUUAGGCGUCUUCCACUUUCCCCUCUCCGACGAACUCUCUCCUCGGCCGUUUCGCUGUCCAAGUCUAACUCCAAUAAAGUCCAGCUGCGCGACCUAGCUCCGUCAGAUAUUUCAUAUUACUGGGAUACAAAAGUCCCCGAUGAACCCAGACUAGCCUACGCCGACAAGUUCUUCAGCCCGUCGCGUCACUCCCCUAUUAAACUAUGGUCCGCGAGCAAAUUCCGCACGACUCCGUUGUCCUCCGUGGAACCGGAGGUCGCUUUCCUGGGGCGAUCGAACGCUGGAAAAAGCUCCCUGCUGAAUGCGGUCAUGGGGAAGGAGGUCUGUUGGACGUCAUCAAAACCGGGAAGAACAAGGGAAAUGAAUGCGUUUGGGAUUGGUGGGACGAAAGGAGGGGAGUCGAAGAUCGUAUUACUAGAUAUGCCAGGAUAUGGAAAAGCGAGUCGAGCGGAAUGGGGCAUUGAGAUUAUGAAGUACCUCCAAGGGAGAAGACAACUCCGACGCGCCUUCCUCCUCAUAGACAGCCUUCACGGAAUCAAGAAAACAGACGAGGAAAUUCUCAGGUUGUUUCGGAGCUACGCGAUCCCGCAUCAAAUCGUGCUAUCGAAAGUUGACAAAGUCUUAGCGAAGAAGAGGAGCAAGGUCAAGAGCGGCGUAUCAGCAGACAACGUUGCCUCUCUUCAAAACAUGCUGCAGGGGUUGAGACCAGUCAUCCAACCGGACGGCCAUGUAGAGGGCCCCGGGGCUCUAGGAGAGAUUCUGACCUGCAGCGCAGAGACAAUGAUGGGACGGGGACGAGCGUUAGGGGUCAGCGCGCUCCGCUGGGCCAUUCUUUCGGCCGCUGGUUUUGACGCGAACGUAGAGGUGAAAUCCGAGCCCGUCUCGCUUGUUUCUACUAUAUCGACAGCUACACCGUGA
Molecule: messenger RNA, 957 nt
Organism: Aspergillus tanneri
Lineage: Eukaryota; Fungi; Ascomycota; Eurotiomycetes; Eurotiales; Aspergillaceae
Product: translation initiation/elongation factor MRX8
Exons: 2
Coding region: 1-957 (318 amino acids)
Cellular component (GO): mitochondrion
Molecular function (GO): GTP binding
Source: RefSeq, a predicted model, not a curated record